Molecule: messenger RNA, 816 nt
Organism: Microthlaspi erraticum
Lineage: Eukaryota; Viridiplantae; Streptophyta; Magnoliopsida; Brassicales; Brassicaceae
Source: the annotation of a GenBank genome assembly
AUGGAUUUCAUCAAGACCAGUUCCCUGCGUGCUCUGAUUGAACGGCCAUAUCGAGAAUCAGCGCCAACCGCACAGACCGGCUGGCCGAGGAACGAAUGUUCCGCGCUCGGCCAAAACCAUAUCCGUCCGUCUGAAGUCUCGGCCAAAGUCAAAUCGGCCGAUCACGCACACGACCCGGGAAACAUGUCCCGCGGUCGGCCAAGCCAACGUCACGCCACGCCGCGCACGACCAUGCCGCGCGAGCCGGGAACAAGCCUCGCGGCCGCGCAACCCUUCACGUACCACGGCCGAUGCAUCCGUCCGAGCCGGGAAAGCCCACGUCCGGCCGAGAAACCAUCGGCCAAAUCUUCUCCGCCGACCAGCCGGCCGACCGUGAAAUCAUCCGGCCCGACCGUUCCGACUCGGCCACAACCCGACUGUCCGGCCGAUCGUCCCGACCGACCGUCCGAACGCCGCGGUCGACCCGAAGCCGUUUUUGAAGCCCAAUCCGCACAAUUCAAGCCCAAAGCCGGCGCCGACCUAGCUAGAUUAGCUUUUCAGGUUUUCCUAGUUAGAUAUGGAGAAGGAGCCACAAGCCUCUUCCCCUAUAAAGGCGAUGCCAAUUCGCCACAUACCACCUCAAAGCACCUCUUGAGCGAACAAGAGAUGUUAAGCCCUCAAGCACCACCACCUUCAUGGGAUAGUCCUCCAAGACCAUCCACUUUGAAGACAAAGAAGAAACUUCUUCCUUACCUUGAAGCAGCCGACCUGGAGACGUCUAGCCAAGCCGCAUCACACCAAGAAGAACCUUCUAGCCACACCAGAAGAGGAGAUUGA